UUGCGACCGGUGCUCCUCGGGGCAGGUGGCUGCAGAGUUGUGGAGGAGGUGACCAAAGCCACAUAAUGUCCGUAGUUCAUUCAUCCGUCCAUGCCAAAUGGCUCAUGGGGAAGGUGAUUGGGACAAAAAUGCAAAAGACUGCUAAAGUGAGAGUGACCAGGCUUGUUCUGGAUCCCUAUUUACUAAAGUAUUAUAAUAAGCGGAAAACCUACUUUGCUCACGAUGCCCUUCAGCAGUGCACAGUUGGAGAUAUUGUGCUUCUCAGAGCUUUACCUGUUCCACGAACAAAGCAUGUGAAACAUGAACUGGCCAAGAUCGUUUUCAAAGUUGGAAAAGUCAUAGAUCCAGUGACAGGAAAACCUUGUGCAGGAACUGCCUACCUGGAGAGUCCACUGAGUCCAGAAGCCACCCAGCUAACCAAAAAUCUGGAAGAACUCAGUAUCUCUUCAGCACAGUGACCGGGGGAGUGGAAGAAGGAGCUAAAGGGAAAGAUUGCCAUGCUUAUGUUACGGAAAAAGAAUGUUUUCUGUUUCAUC
Callithrix jacchus (white-tufted-ear marmoset) is the source of this 536-nucleotide messenger RNA. Lineage: Eukaryota; Metazoa; Chordata; Mammalia; Primates; Cebidae. The record is from RefSeq and is a predicted model, not a curated record.